CGGUGGGAGGCGCGGGCGGGCGACGGUGCGCGGCGUAGGCUCCUGCCUGUCCAGCAGCUUCCACCUGCCCAGUGACCAUGAUAGGGGCCAGCAGUUGCCUGUGAUCAUUCACAUACUUGUCUGUCCCUUUCGUGGCUGGAGGCUGCAAGCGUGAAGUUUGCUCACUGAGUGUGCAGAGGGGGUCCUCCUCACCGUCCCAAGCGUCAUGCCAGUGUUCGUCAGGUUCAACUCCAGCCAUGGCUUCCCAGUGGAGGUCGAUUCUGACACCAGCAUCUCCCAGCUCAAGGAGGUGGUUGCUAAGCGACAGGGGGUUCCAGCUGACCAGCUGCGUGUGAUCUUCGCAGGGAAGGAGCUUAGGAAUGACUUGACGGUGCAGAACUGUGACCUGGAUCAGCAGAGCAUCGUUCAUGUUGUGCAGAGACCAUGCAGAAAAGGUCAGGAAAUGAAAGCAACUGGAGGGGACAACCCCAGGAAUGCCACAGGAGGCUCUGAGAAGGAGCCCACGAGCUUAACUCGGGUGGACCUUGGCAGCUCUAUCCUGCCUACAGACUCUGUGGGGCUGGCUGUUGUUCUGAAUGCAGACAGCAGGAACAAUUCACCACCAGCUGGAGGUCCAGCAGAUAGACCAGUCUACAACAGCUUUUAUGUUUAUUGCAAAGGCCCCUGUCAAAGAGUGCAGCCAGGAAAACUCAGGGUACGGUGCGGCACCUGCAAGCAAGCAACACUCACCUUGGCCCAGCAUGAAAAACACAAGGUUACAAAGGGUCCGUCUUGCUGGGAUGAUGUCUUAAUUCCAAACCGAAUGAGUGGUGAAUGCCAGUCUCCAAACUGCCCUGGGACUAGAGCAGAAUUUUUCUUUAAAUGUGGAGCACACCCGACCUCCAACAAAGAAACAUCAGUAGCUCUGAACCUAAUCACAACAAAUAGCCGAGAUAUCACCUGCAUAACGUGUGCAGACAUCAGGAGCCCUGUCCUGGUUUUCCAGUGCAACUACCGCCAUGUGAUCUGCUUAGACUGUUUCCACUUGUACUGUGUGACAAGACUCAAUGACCGGCAGUUUGUCCAUGACCCCCAGCUCGGCUACUCCCUGCCUUGUGUGGCUGGCUGUCCAAACUCCUUGAUUAAAGAGCUCCAUCACUUCAGGAUUCUGGGAGAAGAGCAGUACAACCGAUACCAGCAGUAUGGAGCCGAAGAGUGCGUGCUGCAGAUGGGGGGCGUGCUGUGCCCCAGCCCCGGCUGUGGAGCAGGGCUGCUGCCUGAGCAAGGCCAGAGGAAAGUCACCUGUGAGGGCGGCGACGGCCUGGGCUGCGGGUUUGUCUUCUGCCAGGACUGCAGAGAAGUGUACCAUGAAGGAGAGUGCAGUGCCCUGUCUGCGGCCUCCGGAACGGCCACCCAGGCCUACCACGUUGAUGAGAGAGCCGCAGAGCGAGCUCGCUGGGAAGAAGCCUCCAAAGAAACCAUCAAGAAAACUACCAAGCCUUGUCCUCGUUGCCACGUACCAGUUGAAAAAAAUGGAGGCUGCAUGCACAUGAAGUGUCCACAGCCCCAGUGCAGGCUUGAGUGGUGCUGGAACUGCGGCUGCGAGUGGAACCGCACCUGCAUGGGGGACCACUGGUUCGAUGUGUAGCUGCGGCAGCUGGGGAACCUGCACUUGAUUGUGCCAUCUCCGUUGGAAACAUACACAGUGCCACACCUUCAUUUGCUGCUUCUUUUUCCAAACACACACAUGCAUGCACACACACGUGCAUGCACACACACACACACACACACACACACACUUCAACUUCUUUCCAAAAUAACAAAAGCAAAAUUAUAGAAGAAUCUCUUGGGUCCCUUUUACUGUGUCCGUGAAAAACAGCAGAGCCCAUUGCAACAGCAGCAAGAGGCAUUUUCUGGCGUCAGGAUGACACAAAUACCAGAGCAGAGAUUAAAGAGCAAUCCAUGCAUUUUGUAUAGAUUGUCAUUCUUGCAUGAAUUCAAUUCAGGCUGGAUCGGUACAUGGAGAGAGACUUCCCAGGUAUAAUUUCCUGCAUUUUACCUUCAAUAAAUGCUAUAAAGAAGCCAUUCACAAGGUGGGAAAUACUUUGGGGAACUAUUGUCCAUGGUUCUGUGUAAGACUGACUGCAAUAGAUUCUCAAAACGACAUUCAUGGCUUUAAGAGCAAUGCUCUUACGUAAAUUCUCACAGAGCAUCUGUUCCCAAAGAACCUGGGCAAUAGUCUGAAAUAUUUGUUCAUCUCCAAGAAUUCUACCUUUAUAAAUUGCACUGAGGAAAUAUCAACUAUGCAUAAGUCAGCUUGUCAACUAAGUGAGAAAUUAUGGAAGUUAAUUUGAAUGUUGAAUGUUUGCAAUACAGGAAAGAAAUUAAAACUUAAUGCACUUUCAUUCCAUUUAAUUAUUUGCAACUUUAGAAAGAAAUUGUUUUCCUGAAAAUUUUACAAACUCUGUAAUUUGUUUUUAAGUAUUCAUUUUGAAGCUUGGAGAUUUAGCUAAUACAUUUGGCUUCACCGUAAGUUUGCUGGAUAAAGUGCCUAUAAAGGAGAAACAGUUUCAUAAUGAUAUUUAAUGUUAACAAACAUGCAGUUUAUUACAUGAGAAUCUUUAAAGAAGGAGCAUUUCAAGGACUUUAAAAAUGAAAACGCGCCUGACUCUCUCGAUCGGAGGGUUUAUGCUCUUUCUGCAUAGUGGCUCAGUCCCCCAGUCUGCAAGUCCCAGGGAUCUCUGCACACCUGGUGGGUUCCACCAGGGGCAGCUCUUCACUUAGGACAGUAAAUUCACACUAGAAUAUUCCUCAUGUUAACAUGGAUUGAAUUUGAGUGUUGAUCAAAUUUUCAACUUUUUUUUUUUUUUUGAGGCAUUCACAAUACAUCAAGAAGAUUUACACUAGACGCAGCAACGCACAUUUUCUACUGCAGUGUGCAGAUGAGAAAGUAUGGAUAUAACCACUGUCUUUUGUUCUCAUUGAAUUGUCUGGCUUCUCAGGAAGAUCAUGAACAUAGCUGAGGGUGUGAUGAGUCUCACUAGCACAUGGAGUCCCUUUUGGAUUUAGAGACUCUGGGAAUUAUGAAAUGGAUAACAGGGCUUUUUUUAGGUAUAGCACCAGAAGUCCUUGCUAGUAGGAAGAGAGGGGAUGGACUCGGAAAUUUUCCAGGUCAUGUCCCAAGGAUAUCUGUCCCUCUUUCCCUGACUGCCUCAGAUGGUUCAUUUCUCCCAGUCCUCCAGGGACAAUUUCUUCCUGCUUUCCUUUUCCCUCAGAGGUGCCACUAGGGGCAGCCACAUCAGCAUUAAAAGCCUCAUCGAGCUUCACCAAAUGAGUCAGAAAAUCCAACUAUUCCAGCAUGGCCCCACAGCUGCCAGGCCUGCAUCAGGAAGCAUAAAGAUCAUAUAGAAAUGAUGGCGAGAUUAGUGUCUGUGCAGUGUAAGAAAAAGAAAGGUCACCAGGUAUGAGCCUGCGCAUCCCCAGGGCCCCUGUCCACGCAAAGUCUCCACCCAGUCAGGGCAUGACUUUGUAUCAUCUACAAUCCCAGUAAGUUUCAGCCCCUUACACUGACCCCAUGUGACAAAUCAGAUGGUACCUUCUGUCAUGCAGUGCACACAGCAUUCCAUCUCACCUCUAGCUUUCUUUUUUAAUGAUGUUUUCAUUAUCGCCUCCUUCUAAGUCUGCAUGGUGUGUUGGGUUUGCAAUGCCGGAACGAAGUUUGCUCCAUGAGUUGCAGGCACCCAGGUGUCCCUGGAGCUGGUUAGCUGUCCAGCAUGGUCUCUUCUCCUUUCUUGGUGGUGGUCUUUCUUUCUUUCUUUUUUCAGAAUAGAGUAGUGAUUCUUUAAGUUAAGGAAAAUACAGUUACUAUAUUUGAACGCAAAUCACAGACAACCUUAUUUGAGUAUAAAGGGUUUAACAAAAUAUGAAUGUAUUAAAAGAAUAGAAAUAGCUUUUGCAGAAGAAACUUUAUUUUUCUCUGAAAUGUGUUAAGAACUAUCUGACAGCUAUGUCUAA
Cynocephalus volans (Philippine flying lemur) is the source of this 3993-nucleotide messenger RNA. It is a transcript of the gene PRKN, whose product is annotated as parkin RBR E3 ubiquitin protein ligase. The coding region runs from base 206 to 1627 and encodes 473 amino acids. Gene Ontology annotation, biological process: positive regulation of proteasomal ubiquitin-dependent protein catabolic process; ubiquitin-dependent protein catabolic process; negative regulation of protein phosphorylation. Gene Ontology annotation, molecular function: ubiquitin conjugating enzyme binding; zinc ion binding; ubiquitin protein ligase activity. NCBI's taxonomy places the organism in Eukaryota, Metazoa, Chordata, Mammalia, Dermoptera, Cynocephalidae. The record is from RefSeq and is a predicted model, not a curated record. Gene Ontology annotation, cellular component: Golgi apparatus; ubiquitin ligase complex; cytoplasm. The transcript has 14 exons.